GGUGGUAAAAUAAAGGGAUGAUAAGACAGUACAAAAGACUUAACUUUGCAUGUUUCCCCGCACUCUACACACUGCAAAAACAUAUAUAUAAAAAAAAAGAAAAAGAAAGGGUCCACUAAACUCACUGCUACAAUAAGCUUUUUCAAACUCUCUUCAUACUCCCCGCUACCCACCCACCCCCACGCCCACGCCCACUCAUAUGCACAUUAAUAUUCUUCUUAUCAUACUCCAACUAGCAGCAGUUCCUCUAAUACUGUAAAACCAAACUAAAAAACUAUGGACUUCAAUCUGAAGCAACAGGAUGAUGAGUCACUUACAACAACUCAUCACCAUCAUCCUGCAAAGUUACCUAAACUUGUUCGUGACUUUCAGUCUGUUGUGUCUGCUUCUACUGAUUCUGCACUUCCAUUGUUUGUCUCUCAACCAACAUCAACAACUACUACUACUAACAAAUUGUUGUCAGAUUCAACAACAACUGCCACCACCAAAUUUACCAGGAUUGGGAGUGGUUACUUCAGCUUGGCACAGUGGCAAGAACUUGAACUACAGACUCUGAUUUUUAGGCAUUUUAUAGCUGGUGUCUCUGUUCCUCCUGAACUACUUCAUCUUGUUAAGAAAAGCAUCAUCACUUCUCCUCCUUCAUAUUACUAUUCUCAUCCCUUUCAACAGUAUCCUCCUCACUACCAACAAGCUUUGAUGCAGUCAGGGUACUGGGGAAGAGGAGCCAUGGAUCCAGAACCAGGGAGGUGUAGGAGGACUGAUGGGAAGAAAUGGAGGUGUUCAAGGGAUGUAGUGGUUGGCCAGAAAUACUGCGAGCGCCACGUUCAUCGUGGCCGCAGCCGUUCAAGAAAGCCUGUGGAAAUUCCCACACCUGCCAACAAUGGCAGUAAAAACAACAACAACAAUACUGUUUUUCAUCAUCAAGCCUUUGAAAAAAUGGCUAGUCAUGCUCCUCAUUUUUCUCUAUCUGGACAUUCACCUUCAGCUGAUGCAGCUCUUCAUCUCAACCAAAGGCCAUUGGAGUCCACCAAAAAGGGUCCACCAUUUGAAGCCCAAAAAGAUGAUGGUAAAUCAUCCAAUGGCCAAAUUCUGCGCCAUUUCUUUGAUGAUUGGCCCAGACAACUUCAAGAAGGUGACAAUGCUGCCACCAGUCUUUCCAUUUCGAUGCCCGGUAGAGGGGUCGGGGGCGGUAACCCCUCGUCUGACUUCUCGUUGAAGCUAUCAACGGGGAAUGACUAUGACUCAGGGCCUCAUCAUGUCAGUAAUGUUGAACGGUCUACGUGGGGAACGAGUCAUCAAGUGGCCUCAAUGGGUGGGCCACUUGCCGAGGCCUUAAGGUCAUCGACUACUAACUCGUCCCCCACUAGCGUGUUGCAUCAGUUGGCACGAGGUACCACGUCGGACGCCAGCUAUAUUAGCACUUGAUUAUUUUUCAUGACAGAUGUUUUUGCACUUUGUUGCUUUUAUGUUCUUGUUGGUGUUGUUCAUUGUUCUUUUUGUUGCAUUCACUAACUAUCAGCUGUACAAAUUUGCAUGGGAUGUGUGGUGUGUUUAUUAUUGGUUUUGAGUUAAUACCAAAGGUGUGCAUUUGGUGAA
Molecule: messenger RNA, 1596 nt
Organism: Capsicum annuum
Lineage: Eukaryota; Viridiplantae; Streptophyta; Magnoliopsida; Solanales; Solanaceae
Product: growth-regulating factor 3
Exons: 5
Coding region: 277-1425 (382 amino acids)
Biological process (GO): regulation of DNA-templated transcription; developmental process; DNA-templated transcription
Cellular component (GO): nucleus
Molecular function (GO): ATP binding
Source: RefSeq, a predicted model, not a curated record